Acaulospora morrowiae is the source of this 630-nucleotide messenger RNA. Lineage: Eukaryota; Fungi; Glomeromycota; Glomeromycetes; Diversisporales; Acaulosporaceae. The record is from the annotation of a GenBank genome assembly.
AUGUCUAUCGAAGAUGGAAAACAGUAUAUCCAGCCAAAAAUCGCUAAUCCUGCACCACUUGGUCUCUCAGCUUUCGCAAUGACUACGUUUAUAUUAUCAAUUAGUAACGUCGGCACACCAAAUGUCACAGCGCCAAAUAUUGUCAUCGGUUUGGCUUUAUUCUAUGGUGGUUUUGUUCAGAUAUUGGCCGGUAUGUGGGAGUUUCGAGCGGGUAAUACCUUUGGUGCUACAGUCUUUUCUUCAUAUGGUGGUUUUUGGUUAUCAUUCGGCGUCAUUUUGAUCCCUGGGUUCAAUGUUCUCUCGGCUUAUUCCAGCCAAGACUUGGAACAUGCAAUAGGUAUUUUUCUUGCUGGAUGGACCAUCUACACCUUUAUGUUGCUAUUAGCCACUCUCCGCUCGACUAUUUUCACGGUUGCCUUAUUCUUCUUCUUGUGGAUCACCUUCUUACUUCUCACCAUUGGCAAAUUCACCCAUGCCGGAACACCAGUGAAUGAGUUGACCAGAGCUGGUGGUAUUUUUGGUAUCAUUACUGCAUUCCUUGCUUGGUAUAAUGCACUCUCUGGUCUAAUUACAAAAGAGUCUUCCUAUUUCGCUCUUCCUUUGUUUGAAUUGAGCGAUAAGCGCAAAUGA